AUGGGAGAAACUACUUUAGAAGUACUAAGGGCAAUAGAGUUCUUGGAUCUGAGGUUGGUGAAUGGCAAUGACUGUGCUGGACGGCUAGAAGUUUUCUACAAUGGAACAUGGGGGAGCAUUUGUUCCAAUCAUAUGUCUCAACUGACUGCAAUAACUGUGUGCAAACACCUGAACUGUGGAGGUGGUGGGGAAAUUGAAAAAGAUUUCAAAUACGGCAAAGGUUCUGGGCCCAUGUGGUUGGACCACAUUGAGUGCAAUGAGCAUCACAGCUCUUUCUGGCAAUGUCAGUCAGACCCCUGGGAUCCUCAGUCAUGUGAUAACCGAGCAGAAGAGACCCAUAUUUCAUGUACUGGAAGAAAAGGGACAGCAACUCCAGCCACAUCUGCUGAGUGUCCAAAUUCUACAAGUUGCUCAGACAGGGAGAAGUUACGUGUCGUAGGAGGAGAGGAUGUGUGCUCAGGCAGAGUGGAGAUUUGGAACCAGGGUUCUUGGGGAACAAUCUGUGAUGAUUCCUGGGAUAUAGCAGAUGCUAAUGUAGUAUGCAGACAGCUGGGUUGUGGGUCUGCUGUGUCUGCUCUGAGUGAAGCUGCCUUUGGAGAAGGGACUGGUCCCAUCUGGUUGGAGAAGAUUCACUGUAAAGGAACAGAACUGUCUCUCUGGGACUGUCCUUCCAAGCCAUUGUUUGGCAAAAACUGUGAUCAUAAGGAGGACGCUGCUGUGGAUUGCUCAGGUGUGACAGAAACAACAGCAUCAUCCACUAGAGCAGAUCUUCCCCACCAACCAGAGACACAAAACGUGAGAAUUUCAGCGCCUGUCAUCCUUUGUGUUAUUCUGGGGGCCCUUCUCUGCCUGGUCCUUGCCAUUCUCACUGGACAGAUCCGAAGUGCCAGGGCACAGAAGAGAGGCUCCAAAGUAUCAUAUGACCCUUUUUCUGAGGCUGUCUAUGAGGACAUUGACUAUAAUCUGAUGAGAGAAAAGCAGGGGAUGACUCACCUCUCAGUUAAUUCCAGUAUUGUUCCAGAGGUCCCACUACUGUCUGGAAAUACCCUGGAAGAUGGUUAUGAUGAUGUGACAGAAGCUCCUGGACCUAAAGAUGCUUCCCUUCCAGGGAAGAAUGACCAAGAAAUCAUUGGAGUUCUGGACAAAAGUGAUGGAAACAGGUAUUCAUGGACAGACUCUAACGUGUCAAGAAACAGGACCUCUGAGACUCAAAGAGAAUCAUCCCCUGCUCUUGAAGACACAGUUUAUGAUGACAUUGAAGAGAAGUGACACUGAUCAAGAUCACUGAGCAGUACAGAGCACUUUUGGAAGUAUUCCACUGUUCAUAAAAUGCUAAUCAUGUACUAGCAGAACCAGAACAACCUGCAUUUAGAAUUAGUUUUCAUAAGUUUGGUUUAUUUGCAGAGAAGUGAUGACAUAUUUAGAAGAAAAACAAGCAUUAGCUUGUUUAGACAGUUUUUUAAGUUUCUCUUAACUACCUGGGCACUUUUUUAUUAUUAAUAUUUCUAAACAGUUUCAUUGCUUCUUUCUCUUUUUUUUUUUUUUUUUUAAACUGAAGUAUUUUUUAAACCAUGAUAUUUUCUUAUUAAAACUGUUUAACGAUCUUUUCUCAAAUGUAUGUUUCUCC
This is a messenger RNA of Oxyura jamaicensis (ruddy duck), 1627 nucleotides long. RefSeq names its product antigen WC1.1-like. NCBI's taxonomy places the organism in Eukaryota, Metazoa, Chordata, Aves, Anseriformes, Anatidae. The transcript has 9 exons. The coding region runs from base 1 to 1269 and encodes 422 amino acids. The record is from RefSeq and is a predicted model, not a curated record. Gene Ontology annotation, cellular component: membrane.